Molecule: messenger RNA, 4920 nt
Organism: Acyrthosiphon pisum (pea aphid)
Lineage: Eukaryota; Metazoa; Arthropoda; Insecta; Hemiptera; Aphididae
Product: putative G-protein coupled receptor Mth-like 3
Exons: 8
Coding region: 447-2681 (744 amino acids)
Biological process (GO): cell surface receptor signaling pathway; G protein-coupled receptor signaling pathway
Cellular component (GO): membrane
Molecular function (GO): G protein-coupled receptor activity
Source: RefSeq, a predicted model, not a curated record
GGGAGGCGAAUUCGCCAGUCACGGCCGCGUCAGUGAUCCGACGACGAUCGGCGCCGGUGUUUGGCAUCAACCGCAGAGAGAACACUUUCGGCGUUUUAUAUUAUGAUGUUAAAAAAAAAAAUAAUAACACUAUCGUUUACUAGCACCGUCGGUUCUGCCUAGAAAACACAGUCCGAACCAGUGAUUAGCGCACACGACUGUUAUCAUAAUAAAUAAUUUCUAUCGCAAAAAUAAUAAUAAUAUUAUCGUUAACGCGCGACCCCUUCGCCGACUGUCGACGAAUGAGUAAAUCGCCGGCGACGAACAGCUCGCGAUAACCAUUCUGUUUCGCGCACAAGGUAUAAUUAUGGUGCAGCGGCAGCAAAAGGGCGUGGGAGUGGUCGACAGCAACCGCACCAACGCGAUCCGCUAUUUUCGGUUCGGAUCUAUAUCGUCGCCAUAGUGUAAUGAUGGCACGAGCGUACGUGACUGUAUGGUUUGUAGCGUGGGUGUGCUGGUCGGCAGCUAUCAUCGUCGGUGCCAAGGUGAUGAAAUGCUGUCCCAGGGACAUGAUAUUGGCGAUCGACACGUUCUCGUGCACGGGUUUCGUAACCAAUGACCAGAACCAGCGCGAGUCUUACGCUUGGUCGUCGUCGGACGACUCGGCCGCGACCACCAUACCAGAAGACUUCGCGUUGUCCGUCUCUAACAGCAGCUCUAUACCAUGGUGGAUACCGCCCUACAUGGAGUUCCUGCAGGCCUCAAAUCUGUCGGAGAAGUUCGAACCGGACGACGGGUCAUUCGACACGGACGGCACCAUGCCUUGCGAAAUGGCCUCCCGGGAGAUGACUGUCAUCGACGACGACGUGGCAGUGCUGGACGACGGGCGGCUGGUCAUGUUCGGACAGGAGAACCGGUCGGCCGGCGCCUACGAGCGGCUGACGUUCACUAGCACCGAGUACUGCAUCGACCGAGUGUCACUGGUGGACAGCAUCACGCCCAACAACAAUAACAGCCACAAGACGACCACAUCGACCACGACCACUGCCGCUACGACGACGACCGUCAAGGACAGGAGCCGCUUGAGCAACUCGUCCACCGCCGCCCCCGAAACGCACGUCACGUACACGUACGUGGCGCUGGUGUGCCGGCCGUGCACGAGGAUGACGUGCGUGCCGAAGUGCUGUGGCAAAGGUCUUAUGCUCGUGUACCAGAAGAACAACAAGAGCGACGUCAUCGGGUGCCGGAAAAUGCAGUCCGUGGACAACGCCACUGCCGCCAUACAAAUGAAACUCGCCAACGGGACGGAACUACGGCGUAAGGACCUCUACUUCUUCGGCUUGAAGCCGCCGAACUGCGGUUCCCGUGGUUGGUACCUGCUUGCUGCGGACACGAUAAAGGAAAGCGGGGACGCAAAAAAACAGGAUACCGGGAUACCGAAAAAGCUAGCGAGCUACGGUCUGCUGCCGGACGGCCGCGUGCAGGUGGACGGCGGCCUGUUGCCCAUCGAGCGCGACGACUACUGCGUGGACGCGAUGCAGACCGGUACAAAGACGUCGCCGCCCACGUACGCGGGUGUGAUGAUCGCCUGCCGACUGGCCGCCGGUGUCGCGGACGCCGCCGGACCGCUCAAGUUCCGCGAGAUACUUUACGGUACCUAUUUCGUGGUCGGCACGAUUUUCCUGGCCGCCACGCUGCUCAUAUACGCUGUGCUGCCCGAGCUCCGCGUUACCGUCCACUCGGGCAACCUGAUGGCGCACACCGUCUGCUUGUUCGUGUCAUACGCCACGCUCGCAGCCACCACGCUCGUCCGCCGAAUGUUCAACAACUGCGCAUGCGUCAUUGCCGGUUUUGUCAUACAAUUUUCAUUCCUUGCAGCUUUUUUCUGGCUAAACGUCAUGUGUGCCGACAUUGCAUGGACAUUUAGUGGAUUCAGGCUACUUUUGUCCUCAAAUAAAAUUGAAAAUGAAAAGAAAAAAUAUGUCAUUUAUUCAGCUUAUGCGUGGGGUUGUAGCAUUGGAAUCACAAUUUUAACAGCUUUGGCUGAAUUCACCAAAUUAUUUGGCGACAGUAGUUACAAACCAAAUUUUGGAAAUUACGAUUGCUGGUUUUCUAAUAAGUUAUCAGUUGGUGUAUUCUUUUAUUUACCAAUUGGAUUACUUCUGUCGACCAAUUUUAUACUGUUCUUGUUCACUGCUUUUAGAAUUGUGUUCAUCCGAAGGGGUACUUCUAAAGUAUUGAAUCGCCAACAUAACCACAAUGAUAUGAGGUUGUCGCUGUACUUAAAGCUGUUCUGCCUGAUGGGCGUGACGUUCGUUUUCGAAGUGAUCUCGUGGGCGGUCGAGGCGCCCGCUUACUACUGGUACGCUACGGACGCUAUCAACUCACUCCGCGGCGUGUUCGUGUUCUUCAUAUUCUGCUGGAAGCGUUCGGUGCUCAACUUGCUCCUGGCUCGGGCGCCCGAGCCGGCUCGCGAGCGGUUCGUCCGAGCUUUCGGCGUCCGCGAGCCGCACCGGUACCCGAGCUUCUCGUCGUCGUGCCAGCCCAACAACUUUGGCACCGCCGUCAACACCAGCACGCGGACGCACAUUAGCGCCACGACGUCCGCGCAGACGGCCAACGGAUUGCAGCUGUCGCAGUUCGGCAGCUCGGCGUCCUUCGCGGCGACAGCGGCAAGGAGGAAUUCGUCGGGGCGACGGUGAUGACACGAUCCUUCGACUAACUGCGAGAUAUAGAGAGGACUCGUCGUCACGACACGAUCGGCGGGCGUGCGAGAGGUUUCUCUCAAAAUGUGUACAGCGCGUGUAGAUAAUGUAUGCGUGUAUAGUCUACGAUAUGACGUAUUGUGUUUGUAAGUGGCAUCGAAGAGCAUGUUAUAGACUGGUUUCCACAAAGAAAAUGGAGGUUGUAGUGUUUAUAAACAUAGCCCCUAAUAAUAAUAUUAAACAAUAAUAAUAAACCAUGUUAACUUUAAGACGCAAUAGGUAUUAUGAUAAAAAAAAAAGUGAUGAAUAAUAUUUAGGUGUAGUCAUUAAAAAUUACAGUAAUAGGUACCUAUUGAAAAAGGAAUAAUGUAUUGAAAAUCAUUUAAUUCAAAAUUUGGCAGACUGUGGAUUGAUAAAAUGUUUUACCAUAAAUCACAUUCGCAUUAUAUAACCAUUAUGGUAACUAUUAGAUUUUUCGAACAAACUAUAUCGUGCAGUAGUACCAGUGGUAGCUCGUUGGAUGGUGCACAAACAUUUUUAAGAAAUGUAGCGCGUCAAUACUUUUUUUUACGGCGUGGCUCGAUAAAAAUAGGUGCAUACAUUUAUUGUGUUCCAUAAUUGGCCAAAGUGCUGGUGCAUAUGUAACUUCAUUAAGUCCACCUGUAAGACCAUCAUAGUACAUAGUUUUAGGGAAACUAAUCUAUCCUCGCUUUGAAUUCGUCUAUAUCUUAGUUUGUCGCCACCGUUCAGAGGCCCGCCGAUGAUUAUAUUGAGGUAGGUGGGAGGGCAUGCCGUCUCCACUGUCUACUGUACACGUGUACAAGGGUCGCUACCACUCAUAACGUUAGGAAUUUACGAUUUCGGCUCGUAACCAUUAUUCUACAACAUUAUAUAAUAUCCAUUAUAUCUUAUAAUUCGACCUUAGAUGCCAAUUAUUUUCUAUACGCGUACAACCCACCCUAACCGUUUAUAUAUUUAUGCUUAUAUGAAAUAAAAAUCUUGUGUUGUUUAUUUUUUUCUGUGGAAUGCGGUAUUUUUCUUUUAAGUUGAUCACAUGUGUAUUUGACCCCCCGUCGGUUAGGUCCGUCUGUACACCCGGCUCUUCACACCAUCUGCGCCAGACCCUCAUCAACUGUCACGAUCACACGAUGUACUCGGCCGGCAGGACACUAACAUAUACAAUUUAUAUGGUUUUGGGUUUUUGACCAUUUAUGGUUGUAUAGUUUCGAUAUUGUUAUUUUUCUAGAAGUUUCAACAUAUUUUUCGACACGAUACGAUCGCCCGCCGGGGGUUAUCUCCGUCUGACCCAACUGAUUUAAAACGUCUGCAUGUGGUUCAUAUAAUAUCAUGUGCCGAUACGACUCAUUUACACACUUUAUAGGACUCGUGUAUACAUAUAUAUGUAUUUUUUUCUUAUUAUAUUACAUAUUUUAUAAAUUGAUUUAACUUAUUUCUCGGCAUCAAAGGUUUUUAUAUUUUCCUUAACGUUUCCAAAAUACGUUUUAUGAAUAUUUUUUAUAAUGGCUUACCCCUGUAAGACCAUAAAUAAUUUACCCUUGACAGCGGUACGGUGAAUUAUUCUAACGUGUAACUUUUUCAUUCGAGUCCUAAGAGCACGUAUUUUAAACACCACCAAUGUAUUAAAAUGUUUAUAGGAAUUUUGUUUGUCUACUCUCUGAGAGCACACACUUCAUAAUAUAUGUAUAACACGAACAAACUAUUUUAUAAUUCUCUGGGUCUUUCACGUUUUAAAAAGCAUACCUAUAUUUUGUGGCAUAAACUUAAAAAACUAAAUAGAUGACUUAUGUUACGCAUAAUGUGUUAUAUUUCUUAUCGGUGUUCCCAAUGAUUAGACCAAGGGAAAAUCAUGCAUCGGUGUUUUCGCAAAUUUUUUAGGGCCAGCUCCACUUUACUUACAAACUUCAAUCAUUCGUAUUGACCAAUCUACAUUUCAAAUUAACACAUAUAAAUUCUUCAUCUCAUUAAUCGUGAUUUAUAAGGAAAUACAAAGCAGACGGGACAAUAAAAAAUGAAAUUACUUAUGCGUAAUAUUACUAUACUAUUACUUUAAUGCGUAGGUACUACUACGCGUAUUGCACAACAUAUUGAUAUCUAAAACUAUGAGAACGUGAAGCGAGAUGAGUAUUAUAAAAUAUAGAUACUGUCAAAUAACGAUUUUACCAUGUCAAGAAUUUAAUUGUCUGUAUAAAUAUAUCAGUAUAUUUUAUGUUUAAUA